AUGUGGCAAUGCCAUGUCACACGGAUGGGAGGCGACAACGACAACACGGAACGUCAAUGGACGUUCCACCUUGACUCCAGUCCGAUGCCACGUCGCGACACGACACCGAACAAUAGGAAGUCACCUCAGCUACAGAAACUCGAAGCCACACUUCAAACCCCUGCACAGACCGAGUGUGGUUGUUUGAGCCAGACACGUUCCAACAUGGUCAUGGACCCAGUAAACUGCAUGACCGAAUACUGGACCAUGACUGGCAAAGAAAAGCCAAGUGUCAACUGGAUGGGACCAGGUUGGGCUGAUCCACGCUGCAUGGGAUUCAAAGCUCUUCAGCAGACCCAUGACACAUGA
Messenger RNA from Laccaria bicolor S238N-H82, 348 nucleotides. RefSeq lists its product as uncharacterized. The coding region runs from base 1 to 348 and encodes 115 amino acids. The transcript has 6 exons. The record is from RefSeq and is a predicted model, not a curated record. NCBI's taxonomy places the organism in Eukaryota, Fungi, Basidiomycota, Agaricomycetes, Agaricales, Hydnangiaceae.